CGUGUCAGAUCAUCCACGGAGCUUCAGCACACACACACACAAACACACACACGCGCGCACACAGAGCACAGCGACCCUCCUCCUGCGCGCAUCUCCGCUCCACGCUGCGUAAAACCAACACCUCGGCGAGGAUGGACGGAUGGAUGGACGCGUGGAUGUGGAUAGAUGGAACCGAAUGAAGAAUACUUCCAGUGAUUUUUUUUCUCUUUUUUCUUUAUUAUUAUAACGACUCUCUCGGAUUAACCUUUUUAAUCUGUGAAAAGCAAAAAGAAGUAAAGGAUUUGAGGAGAGGGGAAGGAAGGAAAGGAAAGGAAAGGAAAGCUCCGGGUUGCUGAGGAAAGGCUGGGUGCGUCUGGAAACACGGAAAGUCACGGAUCAUGCUUAUGGGAACUUCCGAUUCCGUCUCGAUAAGAGUGGCUCUGCCUGAUGCUCUAUCAUGACUGAUGGCGAGGGGAGAGUGCGCUUUCAGUACGCAGAGUGCCCGGAGGGGCAGGAGGAGUCGCGGGAGGAGGUGAGGCUCGCCAUACCACCGUCGCCCUACAGGAACGACGCCCCGGGUCACGAUGUUGACCCUGGAGGAAUCCAUGAUGAUGAGGAGGAGGAAGAGGAGGAGGAGGAGGUGGAAACAAGGAGGAGGGGGAGUGGUCGGGGCGACGGAGCAGAAUGGAGUCCCGAGGUUCAGGAGCACGAAGACCAGGAACCGGAACUGGAAGUGGAAGUCGGACCGACGUUGGGAGUUCGCAUCAGGGCUCCUAUUCGGGAUCCAGACUGCGUGUCCGAGGAAGAGGAGCAGCAGCCGUACCCUUUGCUGGCCCCCGUGGCCUUCUUCUGCUUAAAGCAGACGACAAGGCCUCGCAACUGGUGUCUCCGCGUCGUCUGUAACCCGUGGUUCGAGCACGUAUCCAUGCUGGUGAUCCUGCUCAACUGCGUGACUCUGGGGAUGUUCCAGCCCUGUGAAGACGUCGCCUGUCAGUCAGAUUGGUGCCGCAUCCUGCAGGUAUUGGACGACUGCAUCUUUGCUUUCUUCGCCGUGGAAAUGGUCAUCAAGAUGGUGGCCCUGGGAAUUUUUGGCCCCAAUUGUUACCUUGGCGACAAGUGGAACCAGCUCGACUUCGUCAUCGUCAUGGCAGGGGUGAUGGAGUAUUCUCUGGACGGCCAUAACGCCAGUCUGUCAGCCAUCCGUACCGUCCGAGUGCUCAGGCCACUGCGGGCCAUCAACAGAGUACCAAGUAUGCGUAUCUUGGUGACGCUGCUGUUGGACACCCUGCCCAUGCUGGGGAACGUCCUUCUCCUCUGCUUCUUCGUCUUUUUCAUCUUCGGCAUUGUGGGAGUCCAGCUGUGGGCGGGGCUACUGCGCAACCGCUGCUUCAUGAAAGAGGAAAUCAGAACAAUGUACAACUUGUCCAUAAGUCCUUACUACAUGUCCGAGGACGGCGUCGACAGCCCAUUCAUCUGCUCGGCUCCCCGCGAGAACGGGAUGCUGCGCUGCACCAGCGUGCCGCCAUACGAAGAGGGCGGGGUCGAUUGCUCGUUGGACGCUCCCCCCCAAAGUUCAGCUCUGAUCGGAAUGGGCGGGGCCAGCGUUAACGGCUGCGUUAACUGGAACCAGUACUAUAACAUGUGUCGCCCCGGGGACCUCAACCCUCACAAGGGAGCUGUCAACUUUGACAAUAUCGGCUACGCCUGGAUAGCCAUAUUCCAGGUCAUCACACUGGAAGGAUGGGUAGAUAUCAUGUACUAUGUCAUGGACGCUCACUCCUUCUACAAUUUUAUAUAUUUUAUACUGCUCAUUAUCGUGGGCUCUUUCUUCAUGAUCAACUUGUGCCUCGUGGUCAUCGCCACCCAGUUCUCCGAGACAAAGCAAAGGGAGAACGCCCUGAUGAGGGAGCAGCGCGCUCGCUACAUGUCCAACGACUCCACGCUCGCCAGCUACAGCGAGCCGGGCUCGUGCUACGAGGAGAUGCUACGCUACAUCAGCCACCUUUAUCGCAAGUUCACACGCAGACUGCAGAGGAUAUACUCUGGAUGGCACAGUAAAAGGCGUAAAAAGGUGAAUCCUAACGGCGGUGGCGGAGGCAGUAACGGCGGGGGCAACGGACACGGCCACGGCUCCAGCAGGGGCUGCGGAGGCUUGGGCCCGGGUAGCGCGCUGUGGCUGAGACCGAUCCACAACCUCCUGCAGCACCAUCAGCACCAGCACUGUCGCCUCAGCAACGGGGGGCAGCACGCCACCAGCGUGGCGACCGCCGAGCACACGGACGGAGAAGGAGGGGAGGAGCUGGAGAUGAAGUCGCUUCCUGUCCGGAGAGGGAGCACAAAUGGAAAUAGCGCCGGCGACUCGUCCGUGGUCGCCCAGGGCAUGGGGGCGUUGCUGGGGCGACUGAACGGGGGGAUGAACUAUCCGACCAUACUGCCGUCGUUCGUGUGCAGCUACAGCAGUAAGACGCCGCCCCCCCACUCCCAGCAGUGUGGCCACAGUCCCGAGCAUCACCCAGCAAACCACCCGACGUCUGAACACGCAGAGACGCUGAACAAGCUCUACCAGCUCAUGGGACAGCACAGUCGCCAGAGGCUGCUGUACCAGCUGGCAGGCGUGGUGCCCAGCCCUCUGCUCCUGGAGCUGCUCAGCUGCCCUCUGUGUGCCCGCAGUCUGGAGACCUUGGAGCUGGAACUGGGAGACCUGGAGGGAGGCAGGGGAGAGGCUGACGGACUGCACGACUUCCCCCAGGUCAGACUGCACGGGGGUGCACUAAUGAUGAUGGGCGGGGAUCUGAGAGGCGUGCGAGGUCGUGGCAGGCGGCGAGGGGCCGGGGAGAACAAAAACGGAGUGGUUCGGGCCUGGGUAGGCUUCAGGGAAAAACUGAAGAGGAUCGUGGAAAGUAAAUACUUCAACCGAGGGAUCAUGAUCGCUAUCCUCGUCAACACUCUCAGCAUGGGGAUAGAGUACCACCAGCAGCCUGAGGAGUUGACUGACAUAUUGGAGAUCAGUAACAUUGUCUUCACCAGCAUGUUCGUCCUGGAGAUGGGCUUCAUGAUGCUGGCUUUUGGCUUGUUUGGAUACAUCAGGAACCCGUACAACAUAUUCGACAGCAUCAUUGUGAUCAUCAGUGUGUGGGAGAUAAUUGGUCAAGCAGACGGCGGGUUGUCAGUCCUGCGAACGUUCCGUCUGCUGCGGGUUCUGAAGCUGGUCCGCUUCCUGCCCGCCCUGAGGAGACAACUGGUAGUGCUGAUGAAGACCAUGGACAACGUGGCCACGUUCUGCAUGCUGCUGAUGCUCUUCAUCUUCACUUUCAGUAUACUGGGUAUGCAUUUGUUUGGCUGUAAAUUCAGUCUUCAGACGGAGAACGGAGACACCAUCCCUGACCGCAAGAAUUUUGACUCUCUGCUCUGGGCCAUCGUCACUGUAUUCCAGAUUCUCACCCAGGAGGACUGGAACGUGGUGCUGUAUAACGGCAUGGCCUCCACCUCUUCAUGGGCGGCUCUCUACUUUGUUGCUCUCAUGACAUUCGGCAACUAUGUGCUCUUCAAUUUACUCGUGGCCAUCUUGGUUGAGGGCUUCCAGGCUGAGGGCGAUGCUAAUCGGUCGGAGUCGGAUGAUGAGAAGAAAUCAGACAACUUUGAGGAGGACGACAAGGUCGAACAGCUCAGAGACACUGAGCUAAAAAUGUACUCCCUGAUGAUGACAGCCAACGGUCACGUCGACCCUCGCGGCUCCAUGGCUCCUCCAAUAAUCAUGCGCACGGCAGCCACGCCCAUGCCCACUCCUAAGAGCUCUCUGGGACCCGAGUCCGUCCUCGGAGACGAGCUCAUGUACAGAGAGGGGGUGCCUCAGUACGGCGAGGUGGGACUGGGGUUUUCCGAGGCAGGAAGUGGUCACACAGAGUCUCGCCGUGGCAGCUCCACCUCCAUGGAACCCUUAGCCUUUGACCAGCACUCCCUGAACCUCUCAAGUCCUGGCCGGCGCUCCCCUCUUCCUCCCCGCUCAUGGGGAAGCCGUCGCUCCAGCUGGAACAGUCUGGGAAGAGCGCCGAGCCUCAAAAGGCGAGACACCAGCGGCGAGAGGGAGAGCCUGCUGUCUGGGGAGGGAGGAGAGGAGGAGGACGGCGGGGAAGAUAAGGGGGAGGCCGGGGGGAACAACCGACUGCGGCCGGAGACCUUGGAGCUGCUGCAGGCGUCCACUCUCUGCCCUUCCAUAAUAGCGGAGUACGGCGACUGCAACGGGAGGACCCUGACCUAUGACCCCAACGUGAACUCCGACCCCAAGGAGGACCUCUCUCCCGAAGACGACAUCGAUGAAGACAGUUCAUUCUGGUGCUGGAUCAGAAGAGAGCUUCUCAACAAGAAGCCCCGCUGGUGCAAAGAGCAUGAAGACUGGAACCUGUAUCUGUUCUCUCCAGAGAGCAAAUUACGUGGUUGGUGCCAAAGCGUGAUCUCUCACAAAUUGUUCGACCACAUCGUUCUGGUUUUCAUCUUCCUCAACUGCAUCACCAUCGCUCUGGAAAGACCUGAUAUACAUAUUCACAGCAAGGAGCGGCUGUUUCUGCGUGUGUCCAACUACGUUUUCACUGUGAUCUUCCUGGCAGAGAUGCUCACUAAGGUCUUAGCUCUCGGUUUCUGCUUUGGGAAGCAGACUUACCUCCAGUCCAGCUGGAACGUUCUGGACGGUUUGUUGGUGUUCGUGUCUAUGGUCGACAUUCUGGUCUCCCUGGCCUAUACUGGCGGAAACAGGAUCCUGGGCAUCCUCAGAGUCCUCCGCCUGCUACGAACACUACGCCCACUGAGGGUGAUCAGCCGAGCCCCGGGAUUAAAGCUGGUUGUGGAGACGCUCAUCACCUCUCUCAGACCCAUCGGGAACAUUGUCCUCAUCUGCUGCGCCUUCUUCAUUGUCUUUGGCAUCUUGGGAGUGCAGCUGUUCAAAGGGAAGUUCUACCACUGUGAAGGUCUGGACACGAAAAACAUCACCAACAAGUCUGACUGCCUGCAGGCCAACUACCGCUGGAUACGGAGGAAGUACAACUUUGACAACCUGAUUCAGGCUCUGAUGUCUUUGUUUGUGCUGUCCUGUAAGGACGGCUGGGUCAACAUCAUGUAUGACGGGUUGGACGCAGUAGGAGUGGACCAACAGCCUGUAAGGAACCACAACCCCUGGAUGCUGCUCUACUUCAUCUCCUUCCUCCUCAUCGUCAGCUUCUUCGUCCUCAACAUGUUCGUCGGUGUCGUGGUGGAGAACUUCCACAAGUGCCGGCAGGACCAGGAAGAGGAGGAGGCCCGCUUACGGGAAGAGAAGAGGCUCAAAAUGAUAGAGAAAAAGCGCAGGAGUAAGGAGAAUGAUGGGGCUGAGGCCAAGCAGAGGCCGUACUACGCCGACUACUCUCCCCUGCGUCUUACCAUCCACACACUGUGCACCAGCCACUACCUGGACCUCUUCAUCACCUUCAUCAUCUGCAUCAACGUCUUCACCAUGAGCAUCGAGCACUACAACCAGCCGAAGUAUUUAGAGGAGGUCCUGAAGUACUGUAACUACGUGUUUACCUGCAUCUUCGUCGUCGAGGCCCUGCUCAAACUUGCAGCGUUCGGGAUACAAAGGUUCUUCAAAGACAGAUGGAAUCAGCUGGAUAUAGCGAUAGUGGCGCUGUCCAUCAUGGGCAUCACUCUGGAGGAGCUGAAAAUGAGCGCAGCACUGCCCAUCAAUCCUACCAUCAUCCGAAUCAUGAGAGUACUCAGAAUAGCACGAGUGCUGAAACUUCUGAAGAUGGCCACGGGGAUGCGAUCUCUGCUGGAUACCGUCAUGCAAGCGCUGCCGCAGGUGGGAAAUCUGGGCCUCCUCUUCAUGCUGCUCUUCUUCAUCUACGCUGCGCUGGGAGUGGAGCUCUUCGGCAAACUGGAGUGCAAUGACAACAACCCAUGUGAGGGUCUGAGUCGUCACGCCACCUUUGAGAACUUUGGGAUGGCCUUCCUCACUCUGUUUCGAGUGUCCACUGGAGAUAACUGGAAUGGGAUUAUGAAAGACACGUUAAGGGAGUGUCAUCAAGACGACCGCCACUGUCUCUCCUACCUGCCUUUGGUCUCUCCAAUUUACUUUGUCACGUUCGUGCUCAUGGCCCAGUUUGUGCUGGUCAACGUGGUCGUGGCUGUUUUGAUGAAACAUCUAGAGGAAAGUAACAAGGAGGCUAAAGAGGAUGCAGAGAUGGACGCAGAGAUCGCCUUGGAAAUGGCGAUGGAGAGGGAACGCAAACUAAGCACAACCUCCAACAACAGUUCAGCGGGAGGAACCUAUGUCGGGCCGUGUCCACAUUCACCUGGACAGGAGGAAGAGGUGCAGUACGUGGACCAGGACCUGCUGUCGUUAAGGAAGAUGUCCGUAUCCAGGAUGCACUCUCUGCCUAACGACAGCUACAUGUUCCGACCCGUGCGGCCCGCCAGCGCCCCCUACCCUCUGGAGGAGGUAGAGCUCAGCCCCCAGCACCAGCAUUCAGGCUCAGUGACGUCGGUCCACUCUCAGCCGGGUGACGGUUGCGCGCUGCUGCAGGUGCCGGACGUUUCCCCCGUUCACCCUCGGUCACCUCCCACCCUCGCCCUGCCCCGCAUCGCCCCGCCCACGCCCAGCCCCUCCCCUCGGGCCCUGCGCAGACAGGUGGCAGUUAAAUUGGAUUCUGUGGAGUCCCACAGUUGUGAGCAACAGGAGAGGCCCCACCCCAUCCACCUUCCUCCUCUCUCUCCUCACACCCCCACCCCGUCUCCCCUGCCUCCCCCUCCUCCGCCCUCCUCCCCCUCUGCCCUCUCUCUCCCACCCUGCUCGCCUUCAGCCUUCCCACUCCCUCCUCCCUCUCCCUCUCAUCUGCAUCCUCUACUGUCCUCCCCCUCUCCCCUCUCUCCUCCGCCAUCUUCCCCCUCGCUCCUUCCCCCUCCGCCUCCCUCCCCCCGUCUCCCCCUGCGCCCUCCCAGCCUACGGCGACCCAGACCGCCCUCCGCCGUCUCCCUCAGCGACCCGGCGGACGAGGAGGUGUAUCACAUCACCAGCUCGGCCCGCCACAGGUGGAGAGACGAGGAGGGGGGAGGGCAGGAGAGCAGAGGGAAGGUCGGCCGCAGCCACUCCCUCUCCCCCUACGCCAGCCCGCACAACUCCAACUCCUCCCCUCUUCCUCCCCCGCUACCGCCCUCCACCUCCAGGAGCACGCUCAGUCUGCUCGCAGCGGGAUUGACGGACCUUCAGAAGGGUUCAGGCGCCGACAACCAGGCCUUCCAGGACAAGCCGUCGUCAUUGUCUGCUUGUUACCCCGACGACCAUCGGCGCCACUCCAUCGAGGUCUGCCUCCCGCAGUUUGUCAUCCCCGGUGACGACCAACACUCUACACGCGAGGCCCACCGGUCGGAAAAAGGCGGUCAGGCGUUUCCCGUGAGGGUGCAGUCGGUCGGGGGCGGCCACAGAAAGAAGAAGAUGAGUCCUCCGUGUAUAUCCAUCCACCCGCCCUGCGAGAGGGAGCACCCCCACAUUGCAUCACCCCCAAAACUGGCCGACUGCAGCAUGCUGCUGAGACGCAGGACGCCGUCGUACGACCUGACCCCGCACACAAACACGCAAGACGUCAACGCGGAGAUGCGCACGCACUCCCCGAUGCACACGCCACUCACACCCAUCCACGUACCGCUGCAAGCACACUCGCCGACACGCGCGAUGACGCUCUCGCGGGCGUCCACUCCGACACACACUCCAUCCACACCCACGCUCCCGCACAUCCCGAUCAGCCCGAACAUCUUCAUCCAACCUCACGCGCCUCUCGUCCCGAUGCCUUUCUCGCAGACGCGCUCCCUCUCCCCCGCCGCGAGGCACCCCUCGCUCACAGGGGACUACAUCCCCCUCCCCCAGUUCACCUUCGACCAACCGCAGUCCAGAUACAUGAGCGGCCUGUCACCCGGCCUAUCAGAUGCCGACACGGCCACCUGCUCUUCCCCUUUCGACAACAGACUGGGAAGCGGUGCGGCGUUCAGUGCAAAGAAUCGGAGGACCGCCCAGUGAACAUCGGGCAUUGCCUUCAGGAAGUGAUUUAAUUGGUCCUAAAUCUCUGAAUUCGGAGUCGAAGGCCCUCGGCUGACCUCAGCAGAGAUUGGUGCUGGGGAGAAAACGAAGAGAAAGAAGUUUCUGGGAGAUGUUUUUGUUUAAAUGGAUACUGAAAAGAGAUGAAUUAUUCUUUCCAGAGAGACGCUGGUACAGUCCCGCCCUAGAAUAACAAGACAGUGGAUCCGUUUUCCUGAACCACUGCGGCUGUACCGGUCAAACAGGACUCACUGUACAUGGUGUGUUUGGGACUAAUACUAAAAACACACCAGGACUAAAGCCACCUAAACUCCGUAGCCAAAGUUUUUUUUUUGACACACUGUCCCCCACCCACGCGAGCCAAUCAGGAAGCAGCGUCUGGCUGACUAACCUCUGACCUUUUCCAAGGAAGCGGUUUGUGAAAUGCGAGCGUUGGGGUGGGGAAUUGUGGGAUAUGCAACUUCAGGUUUUCUACAGAAGUUCUGCUUGCCCCUCCUCUGCUCCUCGAUCACAUUGAUCCGAGUAGAAGUGUGCGUGCGCGUGUGAGUGAGCGUGUCUGCGUUUUCCUAUGUGCGAGUAUUGUCAAAAUCUGUUGUCAUGGAAGUCGGCCAUGUUUAUUCUUAACGCCUGCGACGACAGAGAGGGGAAGCAGGGCAGAGCUGUAGUGUAUGUUUAUUUGUGUAUCUGUGCAGUGUAAAUAAAGGAAAAUACUGUAUUUGGUGAGAUUUAAAAAUAGCUCUAUCCAUAUGCACAUAUUUUUAUAGAGAUCUAAACAUGUUUUUUGCACACAAAUUUGAAUUUCAAGUUGCUUGUUUUAUCCUCUGUUGUCCUCUUGUGAAUGUAUGUUUCUUUUCAAAAUACCGGAGAGAGAGAGAGCAGCGAGGUAGAUGGACCCUCCACUCGACAGGCUAUAGAUGAGGUUGAGGAGUGGGGAUUUUAUUUUUCUAUUUUGAAAAAGAGGAAAGAAGAGAACAGGGAUGUGAUGUGUUUCUGUAGCUUUGUCUCAGAUUUCUAUGUAUUUGGUGUCUAAAAUAACAGUCUUAAGAAACGGGCUCAGUGAUGCAAGCCAAAUUCAUUUUAAGAUGUUUUGCAAUGUGGCUAUUAUUCCAAAAUAUACACUUCAAUUUAUGUAUUUGUCCAUCUAAAUUAUACAUUUACAACUAUAGCAGGCAGCUUAAUAUCUCUGUGGUUCUGCUGACUGAUGGGAAUUUACACAGUAUGGACAAAAUCCAGUAUUAUCCUCGUGGAAAGACGCCAUCUCUGAGCCCCCCUUCUGCAGCUGUUUUCAGGCUGGAUCAGCUCUGACACCACUUAGUGUUUCUGUACAUCUAAAGACAACCAAACUAACUAACUUACUAAAUAUGUGUAGCUAGAGUGCAAUAAUAAUAUAUACUUGUGGAAAAUAUAGUAACAUCCACACAUUAAAACAACCACACU
Molecule: messenger RNA, 9472 nt
Organism: Sebastes umbrosus (honeycomb rockfish)
Lineage: Eukaryota; Metazoa; Chordata; Actinopteri; Perciformes; Sebastidae
Gene: cacna1ha
Product: calcium channel, voltage-dependent, T type, alpha 1H subunit a
Exons: 38
Coding region: 437-8017 (2526 amino acids)
Biological process (GO): neuronal action potential; calcium ion import; sodium ion transmembrane transport
Cellular component (GO): plasma membrane; neuron projection; voltage-gated calcium channel complex
Molecular function (GO): low voltage-gated calcium channel activity; voltage-gated sodium channel activity
Source: RefSeq, a predicted model, not a curated record